Molecule: messenger RNA, 2396 nt
Organism: Lactuca saligna
Lineage: Eukaryota; Viridiplantae; Streptophyta; Magnoliopsida; Asterales; Asteraceae
Source: the annotation of a GenBank genome assembly
AAAAAUAUAUGAUCUUGAGAGGGACAAAGAAGCAUUUUUCUUCUUUUAUAGGGAUAAACACCGUAAAUUCUCUUUCUUCUUCCGCCUUGCUUUCAAAUUAUCGGAUCAAAUCUCUUCGAAUUAGGGUUUCGUUUUCUUUUUGGGAAAAAAAAUCUUCAUUCUUACUUCAUAGGGUUUGAAAUUAUCGGAUCGAAUCCUUCGAGUUAGGGUUUCGUUUUCUCCCUGAAGAAAAUUCACCGUUCUUUAAAGAAACAACUAUGUACAACGGAAUCGGAUUGCAAACCGCUCGUGGCUCCGGUACGAACGGUUACAUUCAGAGCAAUAAGUUCUUUGUAAAGCCUAGGACAAAUAAGGUGUUGACGGGGAACAGCGGCGGCUAUGAGGCUGGACAGGGUAUAGCCGGCGUCACUAGGAAACCUAACAAAGAUAUCCUCGAGCAUGAUCGUAAGCGCCAGAUCCAGCUUAAACUUGUUGUUCUUGAAGAUAAGCUCGUAGAUCAGGGAUAUACCGAUGAUGAAAUCGCUGAAAAGCUAGAUGAAGCCCGUAGAACUUUGGAGGCUGCUUUGGCGUCAGAGGAUGCCGGUGGUGCCACAGCAGUUGUGAUGCACUCUGAUCAGAAGGUUUCAGACACUCAGACUCAUCAAGUUGCAGCACGUAAGCAGAAGCAAAUGGAAGCUUUAAAGAAUGCUCUUGGAAUAGUUCAUGAAGAUGAAAGGAAGAAGAAGUAUGCACUUGUUUCCGAUGAUGAAAAAAGCAACGAUGAUGAUGAAGCCAAAAAUAACAAUGGCAAACUUGAAAAAGAUAUCAAAGUUGGUAAACAUGGGAUUGAUGAGCUCAAAAGUUACAAGAAAAAAACAAGCAAAAAAAGAGAGGUUUCUUCAGAUAGUGAGAGUGACACCAAUACUAAUAGCAGUGAAGAAGAACCUGUGAAAGUGAGUAGGAAGAAACAUCAGAAAAGUAAGCCAAGAGUUGACUCUGACUCUGACUCUGAAUCUGAAUCUGAUGUUGAUGUAAGAAAAAGCAAGAGGAAAUCAUCAAGUAAUAAGCAUAAGAAAGAUAGAAAACAUGAAAGUGAUGAUUCAGAUUCUGAUGAACUCCCAAAUUUUAAAAGUGAAAAGGGCAAGCAACUUUAUUCCAAGAGCAGGCGGCAUGAUUCAGAUGAUGAUGAGUCUGAAUAUGAAGAAAGACGAAAGGAGGAGAAGAGGAAAGAAAGGAAGAUAGAAAAAGAGGUUUCUACCCCUAUUAAUGAUAGGUGGGAUGGAGGUGGUAACAAGCAUGAUGAUAGAGAAAGGAGAUAUGAGAGGGUGGGAAGAAGGAAUCAUGAUGUUGAAGAAGAUGCAAGGGGCAAAAAAGAGAGAGUUGAAAGCGGUGGAAGGAGGAGGCAUGAUAGCGAUGAUGAGGAUUAUGAAAGUAAAAAGACUAACUUGCCCUUGGUUAAGAAUCUAACGAAGAGCAAGAGUAGUGAUGAUGAAGAUGAAGAUAAAGAUAGAGAUAGGCGGGGUGUAAAGCACAAAAGAGAUGAGGAAAAGGGUAAGGGUAGGGGUAGGGGGAGUCAUUAUUCAAAGUAUAGCAGAGAGAAUGAAAGGAGGGGCGGGAGAAGCGGGGAUCAUGUGGAAGAAGAUUUAAGAGGCAAAAAACAGAGAGUUGAAAGUGGUGGAAGAAGGCAGAAUGAUGUUAAAGAAGAUGUGAAGGGGAAAAAUGUGAGAGGUGAAAGUGAUGGUGGAAGAAGGCAGCAUGAUGAUGUUAAAGAGGAUGUAAAGGGCAAAAAAGAGAAAGUUGAAAUUGGUGGAAGAAGGGUUCAUGGUAGUGAUGAUGAUUCCGACAUAGAUGUGAGACGUACAAGGGAGAAAGUUGAAAGGGGUAGAAGAAGACAUGAUGAUGAUGAACAUGAACCUAUGAUGAAGAUGAUGCCAAAUAAGGAUGAAGAUAAACACAAGAGUAAAGGUAGUGAUGAUGAGAAUGAAGAUGAAGACAAGAGGCGAGAGAGCGUGAAGAAGAAGAAGAAGAAGAAGAGUAUAGAAGCAGGAGAGGUGAGAGGGAUCACUCAAAGAGAAGCAGAGAUGAUAGGUAUGAUAGUGGCAAGCAUCAUCAUGCAGGACGUUCCAGGCAUUGAUCCAGUUUACUACGUUGCUUGUAGUUGUAAUGAAUUUACAUGGUGGUUGCUUGGAUGUAUUAAUGCAUGACAGAUAUUGUAAUGUGUGAGUUUCAACACUUGGCUUCCUUUCUGCACUAAAGAUUUUAUCAGAGUCUUAAAGCUUUUGUUUUAUUCAGUUUAUGUAAUAUGUAAUGAUGAUACCUACCAUUUGCCACUUAUAUUUUGUUGUGGUUUAUUUAUUUACUUUGCCUUUUGGAACAAAUAUAAGUGGGGAAUAAUUGAAUGCAUUCGUUGGUUUUUA